CCAUCAGAAGAAAGCACAAAUGGGGGAUCAUUGUAAGGAUAGCGUGACCUCCAUUAUGGACCUUCCUGAUGACUGUCUUCUUGCUAUUUUCCGGUGGCUGCAAGGAAGCACAGAUCGAGAUUCUUUUGGCUUAACAUGUCGACGUUGGCUUCAGAUUCAAAACAUAGGACGUAGAUCAUUACAGUUCCAUUGUUCUUUGACCAGGACCAAUCUCUCAUCAUUUUCUCACGUUGGCCCCAAUAUCGAGUCCUUCCAUCUUUAUAAGCUACUUACACGUUUCCAACAACUUAGCUCUCUGUCUUUAUCUGGAUGCACCGAGUUGUCAGAUUCAGGGUUAACACUGUUGCAACGCUAUGGCUCCAACUUACAAUCUCUAUAUCUGGAUUGUUGUUUUAGAAUUACAGAUGGUGGACUAUCUGCGGUGGCUAAUGGAUGUCCUUCUUUGACUUCUGUAAGUCUUUAUCGAUGCAACAUCACUGACGCUGGGUUGGAAUCCCUGGCUAAAUUCUGCUCAUCUUUGAAAGAUAUGAAUCUUUCACAUUGUUCACUCAUUACUGAUUGUGGGAUAGGAUCUCUAUCACGAGAAUGCCGCCAACUCAGAGCUGUAACGAUAUCAUUCUGCCGAGGUAUUACUGGUAUUGGAUUUAGAGGUUGUUCACAGACUCUAACUUAUUUGGAGGCUGAUUCAUGCAAGUUUGACCCUAAUGGCAUAUUAGGAAUCGUUAGUGGUGGGGGACUUGAAUAUGUGAAUGUUUCUUGUCUGAGUUGGUGCAUUCAUGGUGAUGGUUUGGCCGGGAUUGGGGCUGGAUUUGCCAUGAGGCUCCGGGUCCUUAACCUCCGAAUGUGUCGAAGUGUGAGUGAUACUUCCAUCAUGGCCAUAGCUAAGGGGUGCCCAGCACUUCAGGAAUGGAAUCUAGCAUUGUGUCAUGAAGUCAGAUUGCCUGGAUGGGAGGCUAUAGGGACAAACUGCCAUAACUUGGAGGUACUUCAUGUGAACAGGUGCCGAAAUUUAUGUGACCGUGGAUUCCAGGCUUUGCGGGAUGGCUGCAAACAGCUAUCCGUCUUGUACAUGCAUCGGUGUCGGCUAAUCACUCCUACAGCAAUAGAGUUGUUCAAGUGUUUAAGAGGAGAUGUGAAGAUCAAGGAAGAGGAAUUGAUGUCAAUUGGGUGUGACUUGGGGUUUCGUCAUUAAGUGAAGGGAGUUUAAUUGUUCAGGACACUAGCCCCUCCUUCCCUUUCUGUUGGCUUUAUUCCCAACAGGAGCUAUAGAAUAUGAAGUUCAAGAUUUGCAACAAGCAUCAUCCUAACCCUUAAUUGGGGUUAGGGGUUAAAAGAGAAAGUCAAAUUGAAGUUUGAUGCAGCAAAAUUUUGUUAAUUAGACAUCAGGGAAAUGCUCCAGAUUUAACUUGGACUUUUGGCCCAUAUCAAGAGAUGUUUAUGUCUAUGGUUUUGUGUUUCAUUUUUUUAAUUUGAAUUGUAUCUGGAAGGAACCAUUGGACGUAUCCAUAACCAUUAUUUGUGUUAGAAGAGUAUUUUCAAGUUAUUACUCAUUUCCCCUUUCUACAAUAUCCUUUAUGAUAUAGAAUGUAUAAUCUCUUGUUCAGAA
Messenger RNA from Nelumbo nucifera (sacred lotus), 1606 nucleotides. RefSeq names its product RNI-like superfamily protein. Gene Ontology annotation, molecular function: protein binding. The record is from RefSeq and is a predicted model, not a curated record. Gene Ontology annotation, cellular component: SCF ubiquitin ligase complex. NCBI's taxonomy places the organism in Eukaryota, Viridiplantae, Streptophyta, Magnoliopsida, Proteales, Nelumbonaceae. Gene Ontology annotation, biological process: SCF-dependent proteasomal ubiquitin-dependent protein catabolic process.